Molecule: messenger RNA, 1213 nt
Organism: Oryzias melastigma (Indian medaka)
Lineage: Eukaryota; Metazoa; Chordata; Actinopteri; Beloniformes; Adrianichthyidae
Product: guanine nucleotide-binding protein G(I)/G(S)/G(O) subunit gamma-2
Exons: 4
Coding region: 390-605 (71 amino acids)
Biological process (GO): G protein-coupled receptor signaling pathway
Cellular component (GO): heterotrimeric G-protein complex
Molecular function (GO): G-protein beta-subunit binding
Source: RefSeq, a predicted model, not a curated record
CGCAACCGGCCGCCGCGAGGCCGCGCGCGCGAGCGCCUCAGAGUCAGCCGUGAUGGGACCAGAGACCCGCUCAGAGGACUGGGGGUCAGGAACGGGCGUGAGGAUGAUGACAGCGGUGACGGACUCGAACCAGAACCGGACGCUGAGGUCCACCUGAAACUGUGACGUCACGACCUGCCGUCUUCACUUCCUUCAGCAUCAGCGGCUGGACGUGAAGCUCCAAAACAAGCGGGAACAUUUCCACUUCCUGAUUGAGUUCAAUGAGGAGAGGAAGCUCUGUUACCAUGAGAACGUGGCAGAACCAGAACCAGAACUCUGACUGACGACAGCGGAGCUGCAGAGCGGGAAGCAGAGAAGGCGGGGCUCAGGAGACGCGGGUCAGAGCGGCCAUGGCGAGCAACAACACGUCGAGCAUCGCGCAGGCCAGGAAGCAGGUGGAGCAGCUGAAGAUGGAGGCCAACAUCGACAGGAUAAAGGUGUCCAAAGCGGCAGCAGACCUGAUGUCCUACUGCGAAGCUCACGCCAAAGAGGACCCGCUGCUGUCGCCGGUGCCGGCAUCAGAGAACCCGUUCAGGGAGAAGAAGUUCUUCUGCUCCAUCCUGUAGAGCCGGCGCUGCCCGCCGUCCGUCCGUGAGGAGCUUUGAACGCCAAAGUUCAAAGGGCGCAGAAACCUUCUGGUGGGGGGCAUGAAGGUCACCGGCCUCCUCUUUUGGAUCAGAACGUUCGGAGAGCAAACAACCACAGAUUUAGCAUGUAGUAACCAGACCGAUUCGGGGGGGGGGGUGCUCUGAUGACAUCAUGAGGAGAAACGGCGGGAGACGGACCGCCAGCCGUCUUCAGGUUCUAGAAACUUUAGUGGGAAAUUGAGAAUUUAAAAAGUGGUUCUUUUGGGCCUUUCAGGUGAUCUGUUUCAAGGGUGGGUGGAGCUCCGUAACCAAUCAAGCCACGCCCACCACCUUACGCCACUUGAUUGUAGGAAUGAUGCUUCAGUUGUUGUCCAGUUGUGUUCCCUCCACAGAUGUCCUCUGUAGCCGUACGUGAGCGAAGUCGUUCUUUUCUACACUUUUUUAAGGAGUUUGGAUUCUGUGGUUCUCUGUACACCUGUGUAUCAACACCUACCUGGACCGUGUGAUCAAUGCGUCGUCUCCUUCAGACACAAACCUUCUUUCUACUCUUUGUACUAAACUAGACAGUAAAGUGUGCCGUGCUGUGA